Solanum verrucosum is the source of this 1970-nucleotide messenger RNA. RefSeq names its product U-box domain-containing protein 15-like. The transcript has 4 exons. NCBI's taxonomy places the organism in Eukaryota, Viridiplantae, Streptophyta, Magnoliopsida, Solanales, Solanaceae. Gene Ontology annotation, cellular component: cytoplasm; nucleus. Gene Ontology annotation, molecular function: protein binding; ubiquitin-protein transferase activity. The record is from RefSeq and is a predicted model, not a curated record. Gene Ontology annotation, biological process: protein ubiquitination; cell surface receptor signaling pathway. The coding region runs from base 11 to 1948 and encodes 645 amino acids.
AGGAAAUCAAAUGGCGAUGGAUCGAGAUCACGAGCUUGAAGAAGGGGUAACUGUAGAGGAGGAAUUUGGAUCAAGCUGUCAAACGAGUCCACAAGACAAACGAGAAGUGAUACGCGAACUUAUUGGUGUGAUUCACACCGUUGGAUCGUAUGAAGAGUAUAGGAGAUCACAGAGAGAGGAAUGUCAUAAUCUCUCUGAAAGAUUGAAGCUUUUAUUACCUCUUUUCGAAGAGAUUAGAGAUUUCGAAGGACAGAUCCCUGAAUCGAGUAUCGAAUGUUUGAUGAAAUUGAAAAAGGCAUUUUCGUCUGCGAAGAAAUUGUUAAAAACUUGUCAUUGUGGAAGUAAAAUUUAUCUGGCCAUAGAAAGUGAGGCUGUUAUGGGAAGAUUCUAUUCUGUGUAUGAAAGAUUAAGUCAAGCUCUGGAAAACAUACCUUAUGAUGAUUUUGGAAUUUCAGAUGAAGAGAAAGAACAGGUGGAGUUACUGAGAGGGCAAUUUCGAAGAGCUAAGAAGCGAAAUGAUAGUCAAGACAUGGAACUCACCAUGGAUUUGAUGGUUGCACUAUCUACAAAUGAUGAUAGGAAUGCAGAUAGUGCUAGCAUAGAUAGACUAGGAAACAAGCUAGGUUUGCGUACUCUCGAGGACCUAAAGGUAGAAACAAUAUCAGUACGAAGAGUAGUUAAAGAAAGAAAAGGUCGUCAUGCAGAAGAGACGCAAAAAAUAGUAGGUCUUCUAAACAAAUUCAGAAGUUUUGCAGGACUUGAAGAAAUUGAACCGUUGAUGAUUAAAGUUCAUGAGAAAUCCACUUCUUUAGCAAUUCCAAAUGAAUUUCUCUGUCCGAUCACAUUAGAGAUUAUGGUGGAUCCUGUUACUGUCUCAACCGGUCAGACAUAUGAAAGAGAGAACACACAACAUUUGUUGGAUUCCGGUUGCCAUACAUGUCCGAAAACCGGGAAAAAUUUGGAGCACUUGUCCUUAGCCCCAAACUUUGCUCUGAAGAAUUUGAUCCAACAAUGGUGUGAGAAGAACAAUUUUCAGCUUCCUCAAAAGCAAGAACCUCCAAAACCCGAGAGCCUCUCGGAUGAAAGUGGUGAACAAGUUUUGUCCUUGAUUCAAGAUUUAUCCUCUAGUCAUUUAGAAGUGCAGAGAAAGGCUGUGAAAGAGAUCAGGAUGCUUUCGAAAGAAAAUCCUGAAAAUAGGACAUUAGUAGUGAAUCGCGGAGGAAUCCCACCACUCGUGCAUCUACUAUCCUAUCCAGAUUCAAUAAUUCAGGAACAUGCUGUGACGGCUCUUUUGAACCUAUCGAUUGAUGAAACAAAUAAAAAACUUAUAUCGAAAGAAGAACCUAUUUUAGCCAUAAUUGAGAUAUUGCAGAAUGGAAAUGUUGGUGCUAAAGAGAACUCUGCAGCAGCAUUGUUUAGCUUAUCUAUGCUGGAUGAAAACAAAGAAGCUAUAGGUUUGUUAAACGGUAUCCCACCAUUGAUAGAAUUGUUAAAAAAUGGUACAAUCCGAGGUAAGAAGGAUGCAAUAACUGCAUUAUUCAACCUUUGUUUAAAUGAGCAGAACGUUCGUUUGGCAAAUGAAGCUGGGAUUGUAGCACAGUUGUUUCAGUUACUCGAGAAGAAAAACUUAGAGAUGGUUGAUGAGGCGUUAUCUCUAUUGUUACUUCUUGCAACACAUCAAGACGGAAGGCAAGAAAUGGGAAAACUUACAUUCAUUGAAACACUCGUUAAUCUGAUGAGAGAUGGCACUCCAAAGAACAAGGAAUGUUCAGUGGCGGUGCUUCAUAGGUUAAGCAUACACAAUUCAAAUCAUAUGCUCGCGGCACUUCAGUAUGGUGUGUAUGAGUAUUUAGUAGAGAUUGGUGAGAGUGGGACUGAUAGGGGACAACGAAAAGCUAAAUCUAUAUUGCAGCAUAUGAGUAAAACAGAACAGAUUCCUUGUCUAUAACGCAAGUCGAAUUAGCUGUACU